Messenger RNA from Lycium barbarum (goji berry), 1736 nucleotides. RefSeq lists its product as uncharacterized. Lineage: Eukaryota; Viridiplantae; Streptophyta; Magnoliopsida; Solanales; Solanaceae. The record is from RefSeq and is a predicted model, not a curated record. The coding region runs from base 1016 to 1426 and encodes 136 amino acids. The transcript is spliced from 2 exons.
GUGAUUCGUUUAUUCCUCCUUCCCAAUAAACAUACAGUUUUCAUUGAAUUUUGAGUUCUAUUCUUUCUUUCAAGAGUCUUUAAAUAACUAUUAGAAUUCAUUUUCAUUAGAGGGACAGUUCUAUAAUUCCCCUUAUUAUAUCUACUGUCCCCCUUAAAAAAAUAUUACAGACAAAAAUUACUUGGAAUAAACAUACAAUUUUCUUUGAAUUUACUUGGAAUAAACAUACAAUGUUCUUUGAAUUUUGACUUCUAUUCUUGUCUUACAUAACUUUUGACAAUAAAAUUUUAAAAUACUAUAAAAUUUCCCUUUUUAUAUCUACUAUCCCCCUUAAAAAAAAAAAAAAAAAAAAAUUAAAUGACAACAAAAUUACUUGGAAAGAGAAAAACAAGGACAAGUGGUUAAAACACCCGGGUCAUACGGCAAAAGAUCCGAAAAAAUCACCUCUCUCUUCAUAAAUAGAAAAAUCCCCAACUUUGGCAAACCCUAACCCUAAAAGAGCAAACUUUCUUAUAAAUUCUCUCAUUCUUCACCACAUUUUCCAAUUUUUUCAUCUCUUUUGUUACAUAAUUUCAUGUUUUGUAAUCUUUCUUGAAAAUCCUAAUUUCAUUUUUUGUGUUCUUUCUUGAAAAUCCUAAUUGUUAAUGGUGGAAAUUUUCAAGAAUUUGUUGAUGAUCACCCCUUUAUCAUCUCCAUUAAAGGAGAUACUAAUCUCAAUUUCUUCUAAUUCCUUUUCCUUUGGUUCUUGCAAAGAAAUCUGGUAUUAUCGCUGCCUUGGCCUUGACCCGUAAUCCCCUGACCCGACCCGAAUAGGCCAUAGAAACUGUCUUGGCAUUGACCCGUGAUCCAUUUGGUCCGACCCGACCCGGUAGGCCUACCUCCCAUAUAAACUGUCUACCUGAGACUGCUUUUUGGCGCGUAGGCCGUUACCUUUAAUUUUAAAUCCCAUAUAAUAUAUAUAUAUAUAUAUAUAUUUUUUUUUUUUGGUGUAUUGGAAAGUGAAUUUUUUGAUAAGAUGUUGCUAUACAAGACGAAGAAGAUUCAACCCGGGAAGGGAAACCGGUUGUUGAUAAGUAUAACGGUUGUUGGGAGUGCCGGGCCUAUUCGUUUUGUUGUUAAUGAAAAGGAACUUGUGGGUAAUGUUAUUGAUACUGCAUUGAAGAAUUAUGCACGUGAAGGAAGGCUUCCUGUUCUUGGAUCAAAUUUUAAUAACUUCAUGCUAUAUUGCCCGACUGUUGCAACAGAUGUUCUGAGUCCAUGGGAGACAAUUGGAUCGCUUGGUGUUCGUAACUUUGUGCUGGUCAAGAAGCCACAGGCUGAGGAUCCAAUUCUUGAUGGGAAACAAGCAGCACUGGCUCGGAAGGGAGCUGGGAGUUGGAGAUCAUGGUUCAAUAAAUCACUCAGUCGCAAGAUAGUUUCUUACUGAAAGAGUCGACGCAAAGUAAUCUAUAGUUCUUGUUGGUGUUUGGUUCUAUUCUUUUUUCCAUAUGACUAUGUUUUCCUACUCUGGUUAUCUGGUAUGUGGAUCCUUGCUGGUAUUUUCCUAAUUACAAAUUAAGCCUUUAUCAGUUAUUUAGAUUUUAGUUUGUUGAUUUUGUUGUUUGAACAAAGCAAACCAUGUUAGAGAGUCCUUUGAGUCAAUGUCAAGUCUACUUAUUAUAUUCAGGUUAUAAUGAAUGAUUGUUACUAACAGUACUGCUUUUCUUAAAACGUAGUAAUAAUGAAUUUGAAGAGUU